AUGACUGCGGAAGGCUGGAAGGUGACUGAUGCCUUCAAGACACUUCACGUCUUCCAACAAAAACCCGCGCCUGACCCCUUCGCCUACGGCAUGGAAGCCAUUAUCCAAAGCUAUCCGCCCCUUGGCCAAGUCACUCAAGUCCAACGGGGUCUCAUAUCAUUCUCUGUAAUCCUCGAGGUACCACAAGCUCGACAAGAGGAACCAUGGCAGGUGUCACUAUGGGGAUCGAGUGACGCCACCGACUGGGUUGAGACCCCAACCUCGCUGCUGCCUCCUGAGACUGCACCCACGGCACUUGGUUCAUCAACAGAAGGGGUUGCUCGGCUAUUCUUCAAUGCCGUCAUUGAUGCCCAGGCAUCGCUUCAGUUCACCUUGAAGUUUCGCCAUGGUGAGGAUGAACCCUGGAGAUGGACCCGUGACGAGUUGGGUCUCAACGAUGGUCAUGUCAUCGUCAACACGUCGUCAGUCCGGAGUUUGCCUGGGAAUCUCGAAGACCAUAUCAAAGGGUUGAAUCCGGCUUGGCAAGUUGAAUUCUUGACAAGUCAAGCUCCCAGAACACGACUUUGGUCACUUCGGGCUCCAGUGCCUGCUUCGAAGGACGAUCGUUCUUCGGUUCUUGACCUCUCCAUUGGGAUCCCUUGGGGCCAACCUCUUAGAUGGUUUGCCCUGGUACGGACCUGGAAACCCUGGCUUGCACCGAGACAUGGUAAAUCCAGAUUCCAUCUGGAUAAAGACGCUAUGUUGUGUUCUUUCCUUGGUCCACAGGGAAAACACUUGGUGUUAUUGGCCAUCAGCGGACUGAAUAAUGUGGCGGCCAUGUUCCAAAGCAGAGAUGACGAGGGCCUCGUCCAUGUUCAGGCCCGCAACGAUGACAUCCAUGAGCAGCAGGCUAUCAUUCUUGCUGCAAUCGGUGACAACUUCGAAAGUGCCAAUGCUCGUCAUGUACCAGGCGCGAAAUGUGCUGAAUGUUAG
Messenger RNA from Verticillium alfalfae VaMs.102, 972 nucleotides. RefSeq lists its product as hypothetical. NCBI's taxonomy places the organism in Eukaryota, Fungi, Ascomycota, Sordariomycetes, Glomerellales, Plectosphaerellaceae. The coding region runs from base 1 to 972 and encodes 323 amino acids. The record is from RefSeq and is a predicted model, not a curated record. The transcript is spliced from 2 exons.